This is a messenger RNA of Halichondria panicea, 1012 nucleotides long. RefSeq lists its product as uncharacterized. The record is from RefSeq and is a predicted model, not a curated record. Gene Ontology annotation, biological process: signal transduction. The transcript has 4 exons. The coding region runs from base 112 to 921 and encodes 269 amino acids. Gene Ontology annotation, molecular function: protein binding. Lineage: Eukaryota; Metazoa; Porifera; Demospongiae; Suberitida; Halichondriidae.
CAUCAUUCGGGCCUGAUCAAGAAGCUCUGCAUUGUACUGUAGAUAUAUAUAUACACGAUUGUACGCCACCACUUCAAGUUCGUGUACCUGAUUCUCUGGUAAGGUUGUACCAUGAGUAAAGGAGGUGGCAACAAUGAUCAGCUACUGUUGAUUGAUAACGAGCCUCUAGAGACCGACAUUGACCUGAGUGAAGUUGUUGAGACGAUGGAGCCAGUGGCAUCGGUGUGGAAACGAGUUGGUGUGCACUUACGAUUGCCUAUUUCCAAACUCGACCAAAUCGAAGGUGACCUGAAGGACUGCUUGAUGGAGAUGCUAAAGCAAUGGCUGAAUAGGAACUAUGACACAGUGAAAAAUGGGGAGCCUUCAUGGAGGAUGUUGGCUCAGGCAGUGGCUCGUGAGAACGGAGCAGUCUUCAAGACUAUAGCAGAACAGCACAAAGUUGCGAAGCCCCCUGAAGCAACUGCAAAGCAUAAACCCACACCAUCUGAAACACUCACCCCCAAAGCGACGCCCACUGAGACCCCUCCUCCCCCUCGUCCUGAGUGCCCUCAAGCUAUCAGAACAGAUCACCCAGCACUACACGAGAGACCUACACUCCGACUGCUACAAUGUAUCAAGUUCAAGAACUCAGAGGGUCAACAACAGCGGGUCCGUCCAAAGCAACAACUUGCCCCCAAAUGGAGAGAAAUGGGAACUGAAUUUGAAUUUGACGGUGCAAGACUAAGUAUUUGGGACACACAAUAUCGUAAUGACGAAGAACGAGCACACGCUGUGUUAGCCCAUUGGUUGGAUAAUGGGGCCGCCGAGUAUCCAUUGGAAUGGGUGAAGCUAUUAGAGAUGUUCGAUGUGCUCGGACUUGGGGAGUUUGGCAAACUUGUUGAGACAGCAUUGAUAGCAAACUAUAAGACACAAACUACGUGAGCGAUACUAUUUUUAUUUUUGUAUUGUUAUGUUCAUUGUCUGUUCAAAGUUUUACUGUGUGUGUGACGAUAAAUAAUUAUUAUUGACUCUG